Molecule: messenger RNA, 1147 nt
Organism: Blepharisma stoltei
Lineage: Eukaryota; Ciliophora; Heterotrichea; Heterotrichida; Blepharismidae
Source: the annotation of a GenBank genome assembly
AUGAGCAGAAAUGUUAACACAUACCCUAAUCUAAAAUUAACAGCAAGAAAAAAACCACACACUAGCUUGUAUCAAGCAACUAAGAAUGAAGUCGAGCAUGAUCUUGAGUUGCUUUAUUGUAUGGACGACUGCUCGCAAACUACUACUGCUUCUCAUGAAUUUGAGAGGAAAAAGAUCCCAAAUAAAAGGGUUAAGGCUUUUUGCUUACUCCACUGCUCUGUGAGCGAAACAAAAAAAUUUUGUUCUUUCACUGAAGGAGCUACCUUUUUUCAAAAAUUUAAAAAAAAUCCCAAUUCUAAAUAAUUUUAAAGCAAUAUUAAUUUUAUUUGUAAAUAUAUGUUUUAAAAAUCGAACUAUUUAAAAUUAAACAGAAUAAUUAGAGAUUUCAUUAUAAUAAUUACUACUAUAUAUCAAAAUAUUGUUUUAUAAAACAAAUUUUGUUCGCUCAAUGAGGAUGGUUUUUUACCCAAAAUAGCGAUUUUCUAAUGGAUUUUUUCCUCACGAAGGGGGGAGAUAGGAAAUUUAUAAAACAAAUUUUAUUAAUUUUUUUCUUUAUUUAAAAAUUAAAAGCAAGGAGAAAUCAUUAGAGGGACAAUUUUCUUGAGAAAAUAGCAAUGCAAAAAAUAAAAAGACAAAAAAGCACUUCAGACACAAGAAAAUUGAUGAAAACUCUGCUGUUCAAGGGCUGAGCUUGCUACUAGAUAGCAAGGAGCCCAUGAAAAAGAGCGACACAGUAAUAAAAAUCGCAAUCCCGAAAAAAAAGCACAUAGAAAUGAUUAAGUUACCUAUUCCACCCCAAAUGCAGCCUGAUUUUAUCGCUUACAGAAAGGAAAUAUUAAAUUGUUUUGCAAAUAAUUUUUGAAGAGAAAUCGGAUUUCCUCAGAAGUAUCUUACCCUAUCUAAACAUAAAUCAGAAACUAUUUCUUUAUUUAUUAAAAGAAAAAUAUUAUAUAAUAAAUAAAUUUCUAUCUCUGAUAUAAAAGUUAGUAAAUUCUAUGAAUCUACCAAAAUUAUUCCUUCAGAAAGAGAUAAUUUAAUCUGCCCUAAGGGAAAAGGGUCAAUGCAUACUGCUCUUGCACACAUGAUUUCACAAGAAAAAGCAAAGAUAAAACUUCCUCAACUGCAAAUUCUUAAUAAUCUAGCUUAA